AUGGCAGUGGCAUAUGAAUAUUUUUUUAAUUUGUCUUAUAGCUAGAAAUUUAUAAAACUACAAAAAAGACGAAAUGUGUUAGAAUUGGAACAUAUUUUUCGCUUAUAAAUUUAACUUUAACUUAUUAAUUAGCAUUGUAGACGUAGGCUUAACAUUACCAAAAUGUUUAAUAAUGCGGCAUAUGUGUGUAUAAUUUAUUUUACUGCCGCUCUAGUCUUAACGCUAGCCGGAAGAGAUUUUUAUCAAAUACUUGGUGUAUCCCGAUCGGCUAAUACCAAUGAAAUUAAAAAAGCUUACAGAAAAUUAGCGAAAGCUCUUCAUCCAGACAAGAACCAAGAUGAUCCAAAUGCAUCCCAAAAGUUUCAAGAUCUCGGCGCAGCUUACGAAGCUCUGUCCGAUCCGGAGAAACGAGAAUUAUAUGACCGGUGCGGCGAAGAUUGCCUUAAAAAGGACGGCAUGAUGAACAAUAACGAUCCCUUCGCGAGCUUUUUUGGCGAUUUUGGAUUUCAUUUCGGUGGUGAACCACAACAGCACGAGACACCACGCGGUGCUGAUAUUGUUAUGGAACUUACUGUUUCUCUGGAAGAACUUUACAAUGGAAAUUUCAUUGAAAUAACGAGAAAUAAACCAGUAAUAAAACCUACAUCUGGAACAAGGAAGUGCAAUUGUCGUCAAGAGAUGGUUACCAGAAACUUGGGUCCAGGCAGGUUCCAAAUGAUGCAACAGACUGUUUGUGAUGAAUGUCCUAAUGUAAAAUUUGUUAAUGAAGAAAGACUUCUAGAAAUUGAGGUUGAAGUUGGUGCUCCAGACGGUCAUAAAUCUAAGCUCAGAGGUGAGGGUGAACCUCAUGUUGAUGGAGACCCUGGGGAUUUGGUCAUUGUAUUUAGAACGGAGAGGCACCCACAGUUCACAAGGCGGGCAGAUGAUCUGUAUACAAAUGUCACUAUUUCAUUACAGGAUGCUUUGACUGGCUUCACAAUGGAAUUAGUACACCUUGAUGGACAUAAGGUAACAGUGUCCCGGGAUAAAGUGACAUGGGCCGGCGCACGUGUGCGUAAGAAGGGUGAGGGCAUGCCAAACUUUGACAAUAACAAUCUCCAUGGUAACCUCUAUGUCACGUUUGACAUUGACUUUCCUAAACAGGACUUCAGUGAUGAAGACAAGGAAGCAUUACGGAAAAUACUCAAUCAGAGUCAAAAUAAUAAAAUAUACAAUGGACUAUAGUACUUAUUCUGCCAAUAAUUUAUUAAGUAGUGAAUUGAGUGCAAUGUUAUGAAGAAAGUGCGCAUAUAUGGAGGCAUUUUUGUGUUACCUGUGGACAAUGUGAUUGUUUUUAUAAAAAUAAAAUCUUACUACUCUUAA
Messenger RNA from Achroia grisella, 1362 nucleotides. RefSeq names its product dnaJ homolog shv (gene shv). Lineage: Eukaryota; Metazoa; Arthropoda; Insecta; Lepidoptera; Pyralidae. Bases 163 to 1224 code for a protein of 353 amino acids. Gene Ontology annotation, biological process: protein folding; protein maturation. Gene Ontology annotation, molecular function: misfolded protein binding. The transcript is spliced from 5 exons. The record is from RefSeq and is a predicted model, not a curated record. Gene Ontology annotation, cellular component: endoplasmic reticulum.